AUGUCCUUUCAAGUUAUUGGAAUCAAUAGCUUGCCAGUAGAGCUUUUGUACGAUAUAGAACUAUAUGCUCUAUCCGAGAACCUCCCACACGCCUCCCAUCAUUUCAACGAUGUCUAUAAGCAAGCUUCGCCCUUCUUUCAUGCGAAAUACAUCAUCGGAAGGGUGAUAGAAAACAACGAAAUUAAUCUCUCUGAGGUUUAUACAAAGGCCUUGCGGUAUCCACUAUGCACACAAAAAGUUGUCGAAGCAAUGCAAAUGCUGCUCAAGGAUUUUCGGCCAAGUAAAUCCGCAGUUCAACUACCUCGACGACUGUUCAAGAACCUUGCUCCCCCUACACCGGGUUGGAGUAAGGAUAGCUAUCCUAUUCCUUUUCUUCGUUACCUAUACAAUGCACCAGAAAUACCUAGGAUCAAUACCAACGCCAACGAAGGAUACGCGCUCACCCGAGCAGUGCACGCGCGAUUCAAUCCUCUUGUCCAAUUUCUGCUCGCUCAUCAUGCCUCUCCUGCGUGCAGAGAUAACCUAGCGGUAAAGGUCGCAGUCCGCCAGAAGAAUCUCGAAAUGGUAAAAUUACUGGUGGAAAGGAAAGAAACGAAGAAGAAGGGCAAGCGGCGCAAAUUUGAAGACAGGUUGACCUUGGAUUCAGACAUGCUCAAAAUUGCCGUUAUGGCCAACGCACAGGAUAUUGUGGAGUACCUUUACAGGGAGAAAAAGAUUCUUCCCGAUUUGCAAACUCUGAAGAAAAUGACCUGA
Molecule: messenger RNA, 753 nt
Organism: Psilocybe cubensis
Lineage: Eukaryota; Fungi; Basidiomycota; Agaricomycetes; Agaricales; Agrocybaceae
Exons: 2
Coding region: 1-753 (250 amino acids)
Source: RefSeq, a predicted model, not a curated record